This is a messenger RNA of Strongyloides ratti, 552 nucleotides long. RefSeq lists its product as hypothetical. The record is from RefSeq and is a predicted model, not a curated record. NCBI's taxonomy places the organism in Eukaryota, Metazoa, Nematoda, Chromadorea, Rhabditida, Strongyloididae. Bases 1 to 552 code for a protein of 183 amino acids. The transcript has a single exon.
AUGAAGUUCUUCUCAUGUAUUGUUGCCAUUCUUGCAUUUACCAUUGCAAAUGAAGCUUUCCUCUUCGGUGGAGGUGGUGGUGGUGGAGGUGGAUGUGGUUGUUCUGCACCAGCUCCAAGUUGUGGAGGAGGAUGUUCAGCUCCAGCUCCAAGUUGUGGAGGAGGAUGUGAUAGUGGCUGUGGAGGUGGAAGCUCCUGUGGAGGAGGCUGUGGUGGUGGAAGCUCUUGUGGAGGAGGUGGAGGUUGUGGCGGUGGAAGCUCCUGUGGAGGAGGUGGAGGUUGUGGCGGUGGAAGCUCCUGUGGAGGAGGCUGUGGUGGUGGAAGCUCCUGUGGAGGAGGAGGUGGAGGCUGUGGUGGUGGAAGCUCCUGUGGAGGAGGAGGUGGAGGCUGUGGUGGCGGAAGCUCCUGUGGAGGAGGUGGAGGUUGUGGCGGUGGAAGCUCCUGUGGAGGAGGUGGAGGCUGUGGUGGCGGAAGCUCCUGUGGAGGAGGAGGUGGAGGUUGUGGUGGUGGAAGCUCCUGUGGAGGAGGAGGUGGAGGUUGUGGUGGAUGCUAA